CCAUCUUCAUGCAGUCUGCAGAGGUGCAUUGUGGGAAACUCCCAAGUUUCCCCCCCCUCUGCCUGCCUCCCUCCCUCCUCUCUGCGCAAGAGCCAGCUCCCAAGGUGUGACUCGUCCGGCCGGAGGACAGAGGUGCUGUACCAUGUCCAGGUAGGACACUGCCAGCGUAACAGGCGUCCCAAGACAACUGCUCCCAGGCCUUGAGCUCGGGUGGCUCCUCUGCUUCCUGCAGCAACCGGGCAAGGGAGAAGAGCUGGGAUAGCCCCACGUAUCCAGUCGCUGCCCACAGCACCCCUAGGAUGGAUUCCAAAGGCAACGUCCGAAGCGGAAACAAACCUGACGCCAAGGCCGCCAGCUCCGGGAAGCCAGAAAAACCCAACCCUGCGCCUGCCACCAAUGCAGACAAGAAGGAGGCCCCCAAAGAGCAGCCUGCUCCUGCCACGGCCACCAAGAAGGCAGGCGGGGACGCCGCCAUCGCCAACAACCACAGCAACCUGAAACCCAGCCCCGCCGCCACGGAGACGCAGGAGGCCAGCGGCCAGUCCCCUGACUCUGACCACAAGGGAAACAGCUCCGAGGAGUCACCGGGCAGCUUCUUCGACAACAUGAAGCCCUUGAUCAUCGUCGGAGGAGUGGCGGUGGCCGCGCUGGCUGUGAUUGUGGGAGUGGCAUUCCUAGCCCGGAAAAAAUGAAGACCGAGACGGGGUGGGGAUGAGAAACCCAGCCCAGCUGUACAGCUCCUUUUGAGACAAAUGCAUGCAGAGAAAUUCUAUACAUAGCUAUAUAUAUAGAGAGCGAGCUAGAUAGGUCAACAACAAACACCAACUGCAACUCCAGGGUCUUGUUCAAGACAACUGUGCCAGUCUGACCCGCUGUGGGUAACUCCAUGCACUCAGUGUGUUCUUUCAUGUAAUAUAUCUUGGCUUAUACCGCUGUGUAUAGAUUACAGCUUCUCCUGAUCGGUGUAAAUGACGGUGUCCCCUCCCCUCCCCUGCUGUCCUUCCUGGGAGACACCCCCCUCCCCCGCCCCUUGCAGUCCUGUUUUCAAGUCCAAAGUGUUCUACGUCCCAUUUGGAGUCCCAAUUUGUGUUUUGGUUUCUGUUUGGUUCUGUUUUAUCUUGGGCUGUGGUAAAGAAGAUGGAAGGGGAGCGCUAAGGCCUGGCUCUCCUGUCACACUGGGCUGGGGGUGUCUUCUCAGCCCCCCUUGGGACAAGGGAAGCGCAGGGGCAGUGGCUGGGAAGAGGCAGCUCCCUGACCCAACAGCCAUCCCUAGUCGGUGUCUGUGUAUCUGCCCCUCAUCAUCCCACCUUGGAACACCCGCCUGGGAAGUGCUCCAGAGGAACCAGGGAGGCUGCGGCGUGGCAGAGCCGAGUGUGAGCCUGGGAUGUCACAUCAGGUCACUCUUCUGGCUGAGCUGCCAGUGGGACAGUGACCAGAGGGGUUGUGCUGUGGCCCAGAGAAGUCCCAGUGCAGCCUUUAGUAUCCCAGGGCUCGCCAGGGUCACAUGGGCAGCAUUUGGAAUAGAGAGACUUUGUUUUGGAUCUAGUAUUUCCUAAAGUUAGGCUGGGCUUUGCAGGGUGCUGUGGGCUCAGUCCAAGCUCCCUCGAGGCUGGCUGGGCUAUGUGAGUUCAUUUUUUUGGGAUUUGGAUAAGGCUUUUCACUGGAUUUUUUUUCCCCACUGAAGCCUGUGGUCUCUCAGCACAUGGGAAGACAGGAAAAGGGGGAGACAUGAGCUGGUGUUAGGAGCAGAGAGGACCUGGGACCCCAUGAGAGUAACACUGACCUACCUGCUUUAUGCCAGAGAAAUCCCUUUCAAGGGCACUGGAGUAUGUCCCGGGUGGAUUUCUUACCUCCCUCUUGUGACAGAAGUAGUAGGGAUUUGUAACUCAUCCACACUUUGGAAAUGGAAUCAAUUCCCAGUCUUCUGGAGCAGCCUGAUUUCAUGGGUGAGUACCUUGGGUCUAAAGCCAGACUUUGUGAGGGGGAGGAGAGAGGAUGUUUAGUGCUUUGGCCGAUGCUCAGCACUAAACAGUGAGAGGCGAGGAGUUCUGCCUCUGAAAACUUCCAUUAGGCUUUUCUUGGCUGCUGCAAAACAGCCAAGUUAUAAAAACCCCUUACAUUUUGGGUUUAAGUUGGGUCAGAGAUGAGGUCCAAUGGGAACUUGGCAGCAGCCACAGGGGCUGUGACACAGUGGGGUGAGUUCUGUUACAGAGCCCAUUGUGCACCUUUAACUGGGAUGGAUGGAUGGAUGGAUGGAGGAAUUCAGGGGUUGCAGGGACAGAGGGAGGUGUGCAUUCCUCAGGUGCUGCCUAUGCAGUGUCUGCCUCUGGCACAGUCCCUGGACGGGCCAGUGAGGAGGUAUAACCUGACCUGGCAAUUCUUCUCUUGGCUUGUGCCUGUCUUAUUUACCUCCAAAUCUGACCUGCUGAAUGCACAUGGUCUUGGAAUGCACGGCUACUCCUAUGGUGAACUCAGAAACUAUUCCCAAAGGUGUAUGGCCUCUGGGAAUAUCAAUCACUGUGUCCUGAUGAAACUGGAAGUUAAUGCUUCCACCUUUGCAAGCACAGAGAUAGGAGCAAGCAUGUUGGGCUCACAGGAAUUUUGGGAAGCAGGGCUACAGCUCCAGGUGAGAUCCUGGUAACCUAAAACACUCUUGGCAUGAGUUGUGGAUGUGUUCCCAGCAGCAGUGUGUCACAGCCUGGGGAAGGGUUAGAAGCAGAAAGGUCCUCCUCUCCCCUCGGAAGCACAACUUUGCAGGGGAAUUUUCACAGGGAGUUUUGCUUACAUUGCUCAGAGGGAAGGGAAAUCACCCCCUCCUACUCUGGUUCAUGUUUUGCCAAAUAGGGUGAUGAUUUUCAGACAGUGACGUCAGUUUUCAAGAGAUGUUUCUACCUUUCCUGCCCCCUCCCUCCCUCUCAGCUCUGGCCUAGGAUUGUUUUUAGCAGCGUGUGACAUUAGGCACAGCAUCUAUCUAUUCUGCCCUGACCAGCAUAGAUAGAUUGGGCAAGGAAAGUGAAGCACCCGCUCCACUCAAGUCUCCAGUUUUUCUAAAAUGUUUUUAUUUUCUUGUCUUCACCUUUGGCAACAGAAGAGGGAAAAAACAGUUCCCAGCUAAUAGCCUUAACCUUUUCUCCAUCUCCAAGCCCCACCUGCCCUUAGAGCACUCGGAUGCAAGGCAACCAGUUUCAUCCAGAAGCACCACAGAGGUGGUGAUGGGGCUGCAGCUCCUCAUCAGAGCAUGUUGCUCAUUAGAGCCCUCCCAGCUCGGCAAACCUGGUAUGUUCUGUUUGUAAGGGGUUUUUGAACAUGGUCUUUCCUGUUCCCAAGGGAUUUUCCACUUCCUGUGAUCACUUAAGAGUCUGCUGUUGAGGUUCAGCUCCUGGAACCCACCUCUUUGGCAGUUUGGUUUGGAAAAAACCCGUCUGUGUCUGUGUGUGUGCCUUGAAGCACAUCCUGUGUGUGUGUGUGUACAAACCUUCAUGUUGCAUUGCUGCAGUCUGGGAGGGGGAGAGAAUCCAAGCUGGAGAUGCCCCUUCCUUCCUUGCCUGCAUUCACACUAAGUGUCCAUGAUGUCUUUUCUGUGCCAUUCCCACUACGCCAUGCAGCUCCUCAAUUCCUUUUUGGUCCUGGUUUAUCCUCAGUGCAAGGAAUGUCUGGCUGGUGAAGUGCUGAGUGUGUGGUGUGCUUGGAGCCCUGAGCCCCUGCUCCCCAGUCAUGUGGGCUCUUUGCUUUAAAAUGAGGCACUUUUAGACUAUCCUGGACUGUGCUCUAGCGCUUUUCCAAGUGUGGGUCUAGUGUUGAGCUGGGCAGAUCCAGCGUAGAUGCCCCAGCGCGCCGCAGCCCUGACUUGCAAACAGCUCCUGUCCUGCCUUACUGUGCCAGGCUGUGCAGUGCUUUCCUUCUGAGCCAAAAAUGUCCAGCGAGCACCAGGCCGAGGGAGCAAUCCCCCUCUCUCAGCCCCAGCUCUGUCGAAACAGAAGGCUUUAAUGACUGACCUCGCUGUGCUAAAUAAAUAGUUGUCUUUUCUUGUACUGAGCACACGCCGUUAUUUGCUUGAUGUCCUCCUUUGUGUGGUUUUUGUGGUAUAAAGUCCUUCCAGUGACAUCUCCAUGGGGACAGUGAAUUAACAUUUAAAACUAAUCAGAGUCUGUGCUUGGGGUUUGAAGAGAUCUAGAUUGCUAGUUUACUCUUUUUAUCAAGUUGAUAAAUUAAAUAUUGGCAAAAUUGGUUUCAGACCUUUCAGCUUAGCACCAAAACUCUCAACUGAAUCACUGCACCCAAUCUCAAUCUCUUUUUAGGGAAUCAUAAAUUUUAGUUGAAUAUAAAGAUGUCAUUUUGCUGUCUUGGACAACUCAGUAGAAGGUUUUUGCUGCUUCUAUUUUAAGAGAGAUUAAAUGGAUUAUGCUUCUGCUUCCUCUUCCUACUGAUUUAAUACCCUGUAGCUAAAUCCUGUUAUUCCUAACGGUGUUGCAGUAGGAUGAAAACAAAUCUGGAAGCUGGGGGAUUAUGCAGCAGCAUUUUUGGGAGGGCAAGAAUGCAUUCCUGUUUGCCUGUGGCUCACUUAAAACACUCAACAGUCAGUUGCCCUGAAGUAUUUCUUAGGGGCUGGGUGAUAAAUUAAGCAUCCAUUUGUGUCUCUGAUGGUCUAGAGUUUGAAGGUUGAGCCAUAGGAUACUGAAAACAAUGGGAAUUUUUCCAUUGGUUUCACCAUGCUCCGGCCUUUGAGUUCUUGUUGGCACCAGGGAUAUGAUCACAGGUCAUCAUAAAAUCAUCUCAAUUACACAUUUGUUUUUCAAUUGAUACAAAUGUUCCUUAGGCUGAGCGUAAAGGAAGUCUGUUCUCUGAGGCAGCCCUGCUUAUGAUGGUAUCAGGAUUUGUGUAUGAACAACAGCAGUGUAACCAAAAACUCCUGGAGCUGGUGAGAGAUGAUUUAUGCCUUAAAAUAUUCCCUACUUUUCUUGGAAAUGCUACUGGGGUUUAGAAUUCAGCGGCCUUCUAACUAUUCUUAGAAUUGGUUGAAAAUAACAGUGCUGGAGAUUGGAGAAGAAAAUUAUUCUUCAAGAAAUAAACCAAAAAAGGAAGGCAAUGAAAAAAUAUGUUUGAAAGGUGAAAUUUUUGGAAUUUCAAUCAGCUCCAUGGAAAGCUUUGAGUCAGUGAAGAUUCUGAGAGGGUACAAGGAACAGAGCAGAGAAGUGGAGAGAAAAAGCACUAUUUAAUUAUCUUAAUAGCUUUGGUAAGGACAUCCUAACUUUUAUAUCCUCUUCCCCCCUUUUUUCUUCCUCAGAAAAAGGCAAAAAUUAUGAGCUCUGGUGCCAUGCAAAUUAACCUCUGCUAAUUGCCUUUUCCAGAUGAAUUCCUGCUGGCUCUGUGCAAUGUUAAAGGGUUAGAAAAAUACCUGAAGUUUUCUAUAACCAACCUUGCAUGAUUCAGGGGAAUUGCCAGGACAUCAGGAGGGGCUGUAUUCUCUUUUCACGUUAUGACAAGGACUGCAAAAGCAGCCUGCUCGCACUUCCAUCCUCCUGGUCCAGCCUUCAUGCUGGAGCAGGAAUGCUGAUUCCCUUCCCAGGCCUUGCAGCAUCACAUCCCAUUCAUGAGCUGGCUGCAGUUCUGCUGCACAGGUUGGGCACUUCCUGCCACAAAGAGGAAUUGGCUUUGAUCUGGAACAUAACAGCUCUGUAUUCCAGUAAAUUCUCCUUGCAGGACAUUGGAAUUGGGAAUAUUUCCUGCUAUUUACACGGGCGGUAUUUGGUCCUUUACUCUUUUGGGGAGAAAUCUGCUGAUGCUGAGGAUUUGUUGGCACAUUUUGGGUCUUAUGAGUGACACUUAGCUGACAGCUCCAAAAAGCCUUGGAGCCUGUGCCCCCAUCCAGCAACCCUCAGGGGUUUAAUCCACUGAAUAAGGUGGAUUUAUGAUGACUUCUUCCUCUUCUUUUUGAGACCAUCAGUCCGGCCCUUUAACCUGCUUUCCUUUUAAAUUCCCUAAUUCCUGGGAUGUCUGUUCACACCAGGUCUUCAGCUGCUACAAACUGUGGCGUUCAAUUGGUUUCUGAUCUGAUCAUUGCUUGUUCUUUCCUCCUCCUUUGGCCACUGCACUGUAUUCCCUUUUCUUUCCCUGCUUUCUUCCUGAGCAGCUCUGCAGAUAUGGCCUCUCCAUAGCCCAAAGCUGGGGCAGACUUUGGGUUGUCUAAGGCAGGUGUUAGGUGGGUCCCCCAAAAAUACAGGCAGUGCUGGGCCCCCAGACUGUGUCACAUCAGAGAAUGUGUGGAGCUUUGAUCUACCCUCACCUUUGAGGGUCUAAGUCUGCAAGAGGCUGAGUGCUUGGCUGCCACAGGAUUUGUAAUGGAUGACAAAUCCCCAGGCAGGUCCCUUCUUGUCCUUCCCUGUCAGUCAGGUAUGAGGUGUUCUGGCUGCUUGAGAGGGGCUGACAUGGUGUGAGCACAGACUGCGCUUGGCUGCAGCCAGAGCUCCCUCAGCCCUCUGGAGCACCAAAAACAGAGGGAAAAGAGAAGUUUUGAAGUCGAGGACAUGUACUUCUGCUGGCCUGGAAGGAUCAGCUGUUGUGUCAGGUGUGAGGGUGCAGGAAGUGCAAGGAUUGUCUCAUUUCAAUGAGCUGAUCAGGUGUCACUGGGUGAUAGGGAAGUGUGGGACAUCCAGGCCUCUAAAAUUCACAUUUCAUUUAAUUGACCAUAAUAGGCCUCAAAAUCUUGCGAGAGAUGAGAGCCUUUGGCUUUCCAAAUUCAUGAGUUUGGAUCUACCUUGUGCUAUAGCUCUGCUGCCUCCUCUGGAUAGUGUGUGCUCUGAUAUGCAGUGCUCUGGGACUCGUGCCCUCUUUGAUGCUCUUCAAAUUAAAUAGACUUUUUUUUUUUUUUCUUCUUUUUUUUUUUUCUGAAGAGCAUAACAUGGGUUAAACAGGCUUUGGACUGGCUGUUCCUAUUUCUCUUCUGGAUAUUCCCAGCUUGCAAUUCUCAAACAGUUCCAUCACUUUUCCAUUUCCCAGCUUCAGUGCAGCAUCCCAAGCAUGAAUGUACAGGUUCUUUCUGUGUGAUGAUGCUGCAGCACCAAAGGUCCCACCAGGACAAGAGGAAUCUUAAAUCACCUUUCCACCAGUCAUGUCCUGCAUCAUAUCCCUGGUUCUGCCAUGGCUGCUUCAAGCAGCCAGGCUUCUGGGGCAAGUUGAUAAGAACAAGGGUGCCACACAAUUUUGUUUGGUUAAAAACCAAUCAACUAACCAACAUGGGAAUAAUUUGGCUUUACUGAGUUUUGAGCAGCCCUUCAUAACCCUGGUGCCUUUUCCCAGGACUGUUUCAACUGAAGCUUUUAAAAGUUGCAGUUUCACCUCCCCAGGAAACCAACUCUCUUCCAGUGGUAGGUGCAGGUUGGCUAUCAGUUUGUGGAGGAACUAAAAUUUUAGGAAGGGAACUCGAAGGUCAGAUUACAGGGGAUUUUUAUUUUGUUUUUGGUUUGUUUGGAUUCUGUUACUUCUUCAGGGACUGAUCCAAAGCCCUCGAAAGUCAGACUGAAAUGCCUGCUGUUCCUUUGGAAGCCUCAGACACCUUUCCAAUGAUGUCGGUGGGUUUUGAAUCAGCUCCUGAGUGUGUUUUCCAAAUGAUAGGAAUUUUCCAAUUGACGCCUUGAUUUCUUCCCUGUACAACCAGACCUGCUUGUCACUUACCUGUGUUCAAUGUACAGGUUUGGGGUUUUUUUUUGCUCUCAGAAACAAUAUGCUGCUAGACACAUUUCCUGGAGGGAAAUGGACACCUACCUACACACAAAGCUAUCCAGCUAAUUUAUACCUUGUUGAAUUUAUAAUCUUGUCUAUGCUUCUAUGGACACUUUGUAUGGGCUGCAGCUCAAAUCCUAAAAUAGUCAAGAAUUUUUUCCUUUCCCAUAUAGUAUUCUAUUUACUUUGACUUUGAAAACAAAAAAAGCGUAUAAAUGCAAUAAUGCAGGUAGACUAGAAAUACUAGAUUGAAAAUUUAAAGUAGUUUAGCUUGUCCCAUUGUGACUGACAGUGUUGUAUGACACCCAACGCUGUACCCUGACAUUUUCCAGGCUUUCUCCGUAGCUGAAUCUAGUAUUAGCUUUGGAAACCCAUUGUGUGAGUGGUGGGUGGAUGGGUUGGAAUCGUGUGCUCUCUACACACUGUAUGUUACUCACAUCACAAGCUGUAUGGCCACUCCAUAUGCUGUGAAACUGUAAAUGAUUCCCAAAUACACCUGUAACUCUUACCAGGAUUGUGAGAAAUAAACUAUAUAUAGAUAUAUAUACACACA
Taeniopygia guttata (zebra finch) is the source of this 8272-nucleotide messenger RNA. It is a transcript of the gene CEND1, whose product is annotated as cell cycle exit and neuronal differentiation 1. Gene Ontology annotation, biological process: cerebellar granular layer maturation; radial glia guided migration of cerebellar granule cell; cerebellar Purkinje cell differentiation. The record is from RefSeq and is a predicted model, not a curated record. Lineage: Eukaryota; Metazoa; Chordata; Aves; Passeriformes; Estrildidae.